Molecule: messenger RNA, 384 nt
Organism: Diceros bicornis minor
Lineage: Eukaryota; Metazoa; Chordata; Mammalia; Perissodactyla; Rhinocerotidae
Product: secreted acidic protein 2-like
Exons: 2
Coding region: 1-384 (127 amino acids)
Source: RefSeq, a predicted model, not a curated record
AUGGGAAUCAAUAAAUAUGAUGAUGAUGAUGAUGAUUAUGCUCAUGACAGUGAUGAUGGUGCUGAUGGCAAUGAUGUUGCUGCUGCUGCUGAUAGUAGUGAUGAUGAUGAUUAUGAGGAUGAUGCACAUGAUAAUGAUGACAAUGGUGAGGAUGAUGAGCACAAAGAUGGCACAGUGUGGUUUCCAAAUGCUAAUGAUGACUGUCUGAUAGGACAAAUUUCUUACAAAAUCUCUCUAGGAAUAAAUUAUAUUGACUUGAGCAGUCAGGGUCCCAAAAUGUUUGGAUUUAGACAUAAGCGGCCUCAAAACAACUGGUUCAGAAUAUACCCAAUUGAAGGAAGUAGUAUUAACAUUGUUUCCGUUUUGGUCAUUAUUUCCAUGUGA